AUGCUUCGCCCCACGUUGUUCUGGGUCGCCUGCCUGCUGUUGGUGCACAGCGCAUACUCCUCAUAUGAACACUUGUCGCACUUGAAGGCAGUUGGUCGACCAGAGGGCGCUCUACCACUAGACAUUGCGGCUGAGGCCCUACUUGCGAUGGUACUCGGGAUAGUAGGCGCCUGCCUCAAAGCGCCACAGUCCAAAGAUAUCACUUGGGCAGGAGAGAUGAAGACUCGAUCCAUCGAUGAUGCCGACUCGCGGCUCACUUUCGCAAACUACACGACACGCGGACGCGUGCUAACGCAGAAGAGCUAG
Molecule: messenger RNA, 306 nt
Organism: Peniophora sp. CBMAI 1063
Lineage: Eukaryota; Fungi; Basidiomycota; Agaricomycetes; Russulales; Peniophoraceae
Source: the annotation of a GenBank genome assembly